Molecule: messenger RNA, 993 nt
Organism: Humulus lupulus (European hop)
Lineage: Eukaryota; Viridiplantae; Streptophyta; Magnoliopsida; Rosales; Cannabaceae
Product: probable transcription factor At5g61620
Exons: 5
Coding region: 1-993 (330 amino acids)
Biological process (GO): response to gibberellin; response to ethylene; response to auxin
Molecular function (GO): DNA binding
Source: RefSeq, a predicted model, not a curated record
AUGGUGAGGGUCGAUUACGUUAGAAAAUGUUCAAACUGUAAACAAAACGGCCACAACACAAGAACUUGCAACAAGAAUGUGGAGCAGCAUAACAUUGAUGAUGAAAACAAGUUUAGGCUUUUUGGGGUUGAUAUCUCACUAUCAGACUCAGACAAGGGCACAGGAGAAUCAAUGGAGAAGAGUCUAAGCCUCAAUAAUCUUGCGGAAGCUGAAUCUUCUGGCGCCGACGGAUCGAACGACGUCGUUACUGUUCCCCCUCACGACCACGACGCCUGCUUCCUUUCUGGUGAUCUUCUCCAUAGUACGAGACGCAAAGACGCUCACGAGAGAAUAAGAGGUACAGGGAAACAAUGGAGCGAGGAGGAACAUCGAACUUUUCUAAUGGGGUUGAGAGAGCUUGGAAGAGGUGAUUGGAGAGGGAUAUCGAAAGAUUUUGUGAAGAGCAGAAGUCCUUCUCAGGUUGCCAGCCAUGCCCAGAAGUAUUACACGAGGCAAGUUCUUUCGGAAGAAAGGAAAAAUCGCAGAAGAAGCGUUUUUGACAUUUCUUUAAGAACUUCUUCUCCGGCUAGAACCUCUUUGUUUGAAAAGAAACCUUUGGAUAAAGUGACAUCUGAGUUUCAAAACCGAUUCCCAAGUCAAUGCUUGGACAACUAUGGUACAUUUUCUUCACAUUACCGUUUAUUAGUCCCGCCUAGGCCAUUGACAAACUGUGGUACUGCACCAAGUGAAUUGUACAUGUACAUGGCUAAUAAUAAUGUAGCCAAGGAUAAGAGUUCGUUUGCCUCUAAUACUGGUAAUACUCAUUCCUUUGGAGCUCUUCCACCAAAGUCUCUUCCAAAGAGUUCACCAAAGGAACCAUGUGUAGUUGCCUCAUCAUCAUCAUCAUCAUCAUCAUCAUCAUCAGUUGAUCUAAAAGAUGGUCAACCUCAACAUAGCAACAACUUCAAGGAUUCGAAUUAUCUUCCUCUCCAUGUGAGGCUAUUAUUAGAAUGA